Messenger RNA from Halteromyces radiatus, 2216 nucleotides. RefSeq names its product fungal-specific transcription factor domain-containing protein. The transcript is spliced from 3 exons. NCBI's taxonomy places the organism in Eukaryota, Fungi, Mucoromycota, Mucoromycetes, Mucorales, Cunninghamellaceae. The coding region runs from base 42 to 2051 and encodes 669 amino acids. The record is from RefSeq and is a predicted model, not a curated record. Gene Ontology annotation, molecular function: zinc ion binding; DNA binding. Gene Ontology annotation, biological process: DNA-templated transcription.
GUCUUUUUUUUUUUUAAUCAACAGUGUGAUGGUCUUAAUCCAUGUAUGCAGCACGACAACGACCUUGUUCUUUUUCGGCUGAUGGUUCCGUUGACAUUCAAUAUCGUUCUAAUGUAACAUUGGAAAAAACAACAACAACAACAACAGCUGAUAUACAUUCGCCCAAUCUCUAUUCUUCAAAUAAUAAUACUUCACCACCAUUAUCACCGAGACAACAACAACAUGGUACACCAUCUUCUUCCAGAUGGAUAAAAGAAAAACAACUUUUAGAUACUACAACUCAUCGACUGGACACUUUAAGACAAUCAUGGCCAGGAUGUGAAUAUGAAUCUCAAAGUCCUUAUACGACAUAUCAGCAACCUCCUUUAUCCUUCUUUUUAUUGGAACAACCUAGUCAACAACAACAACAACGACAGAACUCAUCACCGAAAAUACAACAAUCUCUCAUUACAUUAUAUUAUCGACAUCGGUAUCAUCUAUUGCCACUGAUCCCCAAAUCGACUUUUUUUACUCUAUUGGAUCAACCUUCUGCAGAAGCAUCCGUAUCACCUUUAUUAUUGAAUAUCAUGUACGCUCAUGCCGCUCUCAGUUCUCCAACAUUUAGUACAGAUGCAGAUAACUAUGCUCGUUCAGCAAAGGCCAUGUUGGAUGAUUACUUGGAAGAACCUCCUCAAGUAUGUACAGUGAUUGCACUAGUUUUAUUAGCUUGUUAUGAAUCCAACCGACACAGUUAUACUUGGUCACCAUGUCAAACUUCCAUGUACAGUGCGAUGGCUUUUCAGAUGUGUUACGAUUUGAAACUUGAUAGCGAUACGGACAACAUGACAAAGAUGAUCAAGGCACUGAAACAACGCGUAUUUUGGUGUUGUUAUUGUUUGGACAAAUGGACAAGUCUAUGUACGGAUCGACCUUGGACUUUAUAUACCAACAAUAAACAUGGAUUACAUGGAUCAAUAGUGUUACAUAUGGAAGGAUUGACCAUGGAUCAUGAUGAACAAAUAGUUAUGGAAGGAUUGGUGGCUUCAGUACAAUUAACACAACUAGGUGAACAACUACUACUACAACAACGAUCUUCUUCAACAAUCGAUACUACUUUCCGAGCUGAUCAACGAUUACUCUCCUUUUUACAAAAACUGCCUGCUUCUUUACAUUGGACUCCUUUACCUACACCUGAAUCUCUAUCAUCACCCACCUCAUCUUUAUACCAACCGAUUCCUUCACAUCCACCUCACAAUGCCAUUGUCGGUCAUUUUCACCUUAUCUUCAACCUGUUACAUCUUACACUUCUUGUACGACCAUUGAUUGAAAACAUAGACGACAAAGAUCGGAUAUCACUUUUGUUACAACGGUGUGCUACAGUGGCGACGAAUCUGACACAAUUGGGAUGUGCGUUGACAGAUCAAACUGCCUUUAUCUUGUGUUAUCGAAUGGUGGCCCAUGCCUUGAUGUUAUCUGUGCGAGUCCAUCUGAUUCAGUGUUAUAAUGUCAUGGAAGGAAGUGAUCAACAUCGUGUGACCAAACAUGCUCAAUUGAUGUUCCAACGGUCUCUCCGAUCCUUGCGAAUCUUGAUACAACAACGUGCUAUACCCAAUGUCGAUGAAUUUACUCGUUCUGUGGAAAAAAUGUUGACGACCAUGUCAAAUCAACGUUCUCAUCAUCAUCAUCAUCAUCAAGGACCUAAUUAUUUGAAUGGAGCAGAAAGAAGCGCCGCCGAAAUUUUAUCAAAUGCUUUCAAUACAAAUCCAUAUGCCAACAACCACGACAAUAACAAGAGAAAUACAACUGAUAACAGUACUUCUCCUCGUUCUACAAAACAACAAAAACAGACAAUGAUAGAUGUAGCUGCUCUCUAUACCUCCAUCACCAGCAAUCCUUUAUAUCAACAACAACAACAAAUUCAACCUCACUAUGGAUAUUCUUUACCUUUUGGAAAACAUGAUGAAGUAUGGGUAUUACAAGAACAAUACCAACAACAAGUCAACAUCUUCAGCAAAAUACAGGUAAUAAUGAUGAUGACGGGAACAAGAAGGAACAUCGUCCUGUUAUUUUGAAUUGUCAUGGUCAAGUCUUGGUGGAUUCUACUUCUUCUUCUCGUACUUCUUCUACCACCACUACACCAUCUCGUUUGAAUGUAGUUAGUGUAUCAUCUAGUCUUUAAACAUUUUGUUAUUAUAGUUUGAAACGUCAUUUGUAUCAUAGCCUUUUUUUGUCAUGAA